AUGUCUGGAAACAUUGGAUGGGACGACGAGAUCGUUCUUCGCAAGCGCUCUGAUCACGCCAAGGUCACCCGCUCCUCCUCCGACAUCAACGCCGCCCGCCGUGCCGGUGCCGUCGUCUCGACCGAGCGUAAGGUCGUCACUAACGCUGGACAUGUCGGUGAGGACUUCCGUCGCAUCGCCAAGCUCGCCGAGUCUGAUGAGAUUGUUGCCCCCAAGGCCGUCUCGAUGGAUGUUGGAAAGGCCAUCGCCAAGGCCCGUAUUGAGUUGAAGUUGAACCAGAAGGAUCUUGGUGUCAAGGUCAACGAGAAGCAGACUGUCAUCAACGACUACGAGGCUGGACGUGCUGUCCCCAACCAGCAGAUUCUUGGAAAGCUCGAGCGCGCUUUGGGCGUCAAGCUUCGUGGCAAAGACAUUGGUUCGCCCUUGACCUUUGGAAAGAAGUAA
This is a messenger RNA of Linnemannia hyalina, 444 nucleotides long. The record is from the annotation of a GenBank genome assembly. NCBI's taxonomy places the organism in Eukaryota, Fungi, Mortierellomycota, Mortierellomycetes, Mortierellales, Mortierellaceae.